Molecule: messenger RNA, 1860 nt
Organism: Fusarium fujikuroi IMI 58289
Lineage: Eukaryota; Fungi; Ascomycota; Sordariomycetes; Hypocreales; Nectriaceae
Exons: 4
Coding region: 1-1860 (619 amino acids)
Source: RefSeq, a predicted model, not a curated record
AUGUACAAACUGUACAGAUGCAGAUUUGUCGCUGGCAUCUUGUUGUACCUAUCAGGAGCAUGUUUGACACAGUCGCUCAGUAACUGCCCUACGGAACUUCGGCGUGUCGGCGAUAGUGAGGACCGCCUGGUCUACAACUCGACACGCACACUGUCCUACAAAUUUAAAGGACAAUCGAGACCGUGGUAUAUAACUGCCGCUGUCACGGACGUGCGCCCCCCAAACGGCGAGUUCAUAAAUGGUGCAAACUCUGGGCAAGACUCACGUCAAGAGCUCAGUGUCUUUGUUAGCGUUCCGCGAGGAUAUGGUACAAGCCGAGAUGGAAGAGACAUCCGGGUCUGCUCGCAUAUGAUGGCAAGUAUCAACAAAACCACCGACAAUGCAGAUAAUGCGGAAUACUCGUGCAGAGGGGUCAUAAGCGAGAAAUGUAUCGAGGAAUAUGAGAAUGCAACCCUAUCUGUCCCUGCGCUCGGCCAAGAAUGCCCGGACUUUACCUCACUGAGACCAAACUUGAGCGAGGAAUGUACGAAUCAGGUAUUUGCCGGCAAUGAGAUUGUGCGGAACUUUUCCGCGACGCGCUGUUCACUCGACGAGAUGCCGCAUCUCAACCUUCCAGCUAAUUACACGACCUUUAGUGGGAAUUGGGCAGGCUUUGAUGGUGAUUACAAUGGUGAGGAUUUCGACCAAUACGAUAGAAGAGUUCAGAAAACUAUUCCUGUGUUGAUGUCGGUAGCAAAGGGUAAUGAUAGCAGUGAAAGCAAGCUGCUGUGUAUUGCCCCUAAUCAGGUUGUUGCGGGUAGUCGGAAACCUGAAUCGAAACUGGAAGAUGAAGAAGAUGAAAACUUGGCGUCGCAAGUUAGAGUUGGGGGCCAACACAUGAAGGACAUUUAUCAAGUCAUCCCCGCCCUCGACGGUGCAAGACUUUACUUUGAUCAUCAGUCUAGAACUACUGCUUUACCAAACAGCAUGUUUAAAACGCUCACUCUUACAUGGUUGUUCCUAUUGGGAACAUGUCUCGUCCAAAACUUCUCAUUACCGGAAGACUGCAGCCCCGGCGAGUUUCUUGUAGAUGAUUGGUUCAGGAACAACGUCUUCUUUAACGCAUCGGGUACCCUUCCACUGAAGCUCAAGGGACAGAAAGAUCCAUGGUAUAUCAGCACUGCUAUAACCGACGAACGCGACCCAAAGCGCCCAGGUAGGAGCUCCAUACAGUGGAUGAACAGUUUUAUAAGCGUGCCUCGACCACUUGUUGAGUCAAUCGAUAAUGAGACCAUCGAGGUCUCUUUAUACACGUUCCAAGGCCUCAACAGCAGCUCUGAGAACCCAGGCGAUACGGAUGGGUCCUGCAAAGGCGUCAUAAGUGACGCGUGCAUCGAGGAAGUUGAGAAUUCGACUCUCACGAUAAGUAAUCGUGACGCCCGUCCGAUCCCCGCGGCUUUGAACCUCACCGACGAAUGCAAGAAACACCUUACUUUCUACCAGUCAUUCCAGCCGCUGAAUAUUUCCACGGGGAAUUGCACAAUCGACGACAUACCACAUCUCGAUGUUCCUGACGGCUAUUGGACGUAUGGCGUUUCUCUCUCGUCUGGGGAGGAUGGUGGUGCCGACUACGAUUUCGACUCUUAUGAUAUGAGAGUUCAGCAGACCGUUCCAAUAUUCGCGGUGGUAUCGGGCGGCGAUAUCAGUGACGGGAAGAUGAUAUGUAUUGCUCCCAAUAAGGUUGUCCCAGGCAGUCGAAAGCCCGAACUGAAGCUAGAAGAAACCGAGGAUGAGGAUAAGGAAGAGAACACUGCGUCACGUGUUAGAGGUUUGGGGGCUGUUUUCCUUGGUUUUGGCGUUAUGAUCUUCAAUAUUCUGUAG